This is a messenger RNA of Sitophilus oryzae (rice weevil), 1255 nucleotides long. RefSeq lists its product as uncharacterized. Gene Ontology annotation, biological process: regulation of transcription by RNA polymerase II. The coding region runs from base 186 to 932 and encodes 248 amino acids. Lineage: Eukaryota; Metazoa; Arthropoda; Insecta; Coleoptera; Curculionidae. The transcript is spliced from 4 exons. Gene Ontology annotation, molecular function: DNA-binding transcription factor activity, RNA polymerase II-specific; protein dimerization activity; RNA polymerase II cis-regulatory region sequence-specific DNA binding. The record is from RefSeq and is a predicted model, not a curated record.
GCCUCUUGCCUCUGGGUGCCGCAGAAAAACCGUUUGUGUUGGUGGUAGUGAUUGACUCUUGAGGUAAUUGAAAGUUAAGCUGGGGGGUUUGUGGUCGUGAGGGGUAGAAGUAGGAAACAUAUUCGGUAGGUGUUUGUGUGGGUUGUUUGGUUUGGAAGUGGUAUAUAGGAUUGGUGAAGGAAAAGAUGCCUCUGAUAACGAGGUCUCCGGAAAUUCAUAUGGAAUGGAGUAUCGACGGAGAUAACGACUUCAACAGAGAAGCCUCUCCAAACAGUUGCAGAGCAAUUGUUUCCAGUCAUGAGGCAGAUUCUUUCUCAGAUGAAGACGAUUUUUCAGACGAAUUGUCUCUGAUCGAUAGCGAUGAAGAAAAACGACUGGAUUUAAGUCGAUUCUCGGUCCAGGCUCCCAAAGAACUGCAAGGUAGGGGAUUUGUAAAGAAAAUUUUCACGAACACACGAGAGAGAUGGAGACAGCAAAAUGUGAGCGGUGCUUUCGCCGAGUUAAGAAAACUUGUUCCAACGCAUCCUCCGGACAAGAAGUUGUCAAAGAAUGAGAUUCUACGCAUGGCAAUAAGAUAUAUUCGACUUUUAACUAACGUUCUGGAAUGGCAGCAGACCAAUUCGACCACCAUCCAAGUAAACAUAAAAUGCGAAGACCUUCAAACUGUCACCAGACAUAGUACAGCUUUGUCCGUAAACCAUAUUAGUCGAAGUAGAAUCAGAUGCCGAAGAAAUGUACUUUCCUCACCAUCAGUACCGGUUUAUGACCGAAACGGAAACAAUUUACUGAUGAUAGCUCCUAACAACCAUUUGCCGUUAAGAAGAAAUGUGCUUCAUAAUCUUGAGAUUCAUGGUAUUAGGUCGGAAAAUAGGGUUAGAAAUGAUAAAGAUGCGGAAAAUGAAAAUAACUCAGAUAAAAGUAAAGAGAACUAGAUCUGAAUGUGCAUUUAAAUGGAUGGAUUUUAUUAUGAGUAACCAUAUUUGAAUAAAAAACAAACCAUCGCAUAUUUAUUUACAAUUCUUACAUUUAGUGUUAUUAAAAUGUACAAGGUUUUCAAUGCGUCGCACAGUGGUCAUUUUAAUUAAUCUAGGAAUUAAUAAUUACAUUUUGACUAUCAAACUGAUUUAGCUGAUACCAUAGUAAUGUCUUUGGCUGAUACACUUUGCGGUUAAAGUUCAUCAAACAAGUAGACCAUACUAAUAGGUAUGGUAGGCUAUUAAGAUCGGCAAAAAAAAAGUUUUUUUAAUUUCACUCA